Messenger RNA from Diachasma alloeum, 513 nucleotides. RefSeq lists its product as uncharacterized. Bases 1 to 513 code for a protein of 170 amino acids. NCBI's taxonomy places the organism in Eukaryota, Metazoa, Arthropoda, Insecta, Hymenoptera, Braconidae. The transcript has a single exon. Gene Ontology annotation, molecular function: nucleic acid binding. The record is from RefSeq and is a predicted model, not a curated record.
AUGAAAGGCAAGAAGAAAAAUCAGGAUUGGGAAGAAAGUUCACCUCCAGAAUCUCACAUCUAUAUGUCUCCAAAAUCAUCGUACAUCAACAGUGAAUUGUUCAUACGAUGGCUGGAACAGACAUUUUUCCCAAAUUUGACAGGCCCAAAGAAUUUGCUGAUUCUUGAUGGACAUGGUUCGCACAUGCAGUACGCAGCCCUUGAAUUAUGUCGUCAGCAUGACGUAACAGUGGUAUGUUUGCCAAGUCACAUGACUCAUAAGCUGCAACCCCUGGACGUCUCUUUCUUUGGCACCUUCAAGGCUAAAUUCAAAGAUGCCUGCAACAAAGGGUUUAAGACCCACCAAGGACAACGACUGACUCGAUAUCAAAUGGGAGGAAUCAUCAAGAGAGCUUGGGAUCAAACAGCUAUACCAAGUACAGCAUCAGCAGGCUUCAGAGCUACUGGGAUAUUUCCUUUCAAUUCAGAUAUCAUCCCAUCGAGUGAUUUUACAAUUGCUGACAAUAUGGAAUGA